AUGGCGGACUCCGCUGACGAGCGACCUACCAGUAGUGCAGGCCAGAUUCGCUGGGCUGAUCCUCGUGUGGCUUCGGCCCUGCAGGAGUUGCGGGCACUUCCAGAAGCAGAUGGUGACCUGCUGGCUCUCGACUCGGAGCUUUUAGCUGCGGCCUUCCUGGCUCGCUGCGACUUCGACGUGGCACGUGCGAAAGAGGCCAUUGGGCACACUGCAGCCUGGCGGAAGCAGAGCGGUGCGAGUGAGGUAAGGAAGAAGUUGCUGGAAGAGCCCAAAAUAAGUUUUUCCGACUUUCCACACGGGCCACCCGUGCUCAAGCACUUCCCACAAUGUGAGGGCGGGGCGGCUGUGGACAAGCGGGGCUUGCCUUAUGCCAUUCGAUGUGUAGGAAUUGCAGAUGCAGUUGGUCUUUUCUCAGUUAUCACGGAGGACGAGAUGUUGCAAUUCCAGACGCAUUUAUGUGAGUGGCGGCUGCUGCAGCUCGAAGACUUCGCUCGAGCAACGGGGCAACUAACCGGCCUUCUGAUUGUCCAGGACAUGUUUGCACCAAAUGGAUUAUUGAAUGCUUGGCGAAAGCAUGGGAGCAAGUCCAAGAUCAUGCGGCGUCUUACCAGCAUGAUGGAUGAGCACUAUCCAGGUGUGAUGGAGUCUGUCCUGCUGGUGAAUGCCCCAUGGGCCAUGCAUGCCAUCCUGCGGAUCUUGACGCCUUUGCUACCGCAGAGGGUGGUCAAGAAGCUCCAGGUUGUGCCGAUGGCACAGACUCCGGAACGCCUGCAGCAGCUGAUCGACGAGUCGAACUUGCCAGAGUUCCUGGGAGGAAGUGCUGCUGAUGCCGAUUUCGUGCCAGCACGAGCCGCGCUAGUAGGUAGCGGAUCAGGUUCUGAACUCUUCAUCAAAGCCGGACAGACGGAAGAGCGCAGUCUUGAUCUGCAGCAGGGCGACAUUGCGGCCUUCGGCCUUUCCGUGGCCAACGGUCUGGACAUUCUGUUCGGCUGCCACUUCGAGUCGGAGGAGGAGGCAGUGGAAGAAGUGUUUCCAGCCAGACGACUGCAGGAGGAGAGCUCCAGCUUCUCGGCGCCAAGGGAUGGAAGGUUGGUGCUCACCUUUGACAACUCCUAUAGCUGGGUGAAGCCCAAGGAUGUUCGCUUUGAGUUGUCCAAACUCCUGGCAGAGGAUGAUGAGGCUCCGGCUCCAGCGUCUGAAGGCCUCCAAGAGGCAACAACUGAAACGCCCUCCAGCAUGGAGUCACCCAGCACACCAUCGGAGAUGGAUGCGGAAGCGUGCGGAGUUGUGCCAGCCUCGGUUGCAGCGACGCAGAACUCGCUGUUGGCUGCCUCUGAGCACUUCGCUGGUUUCGCUGACAGGGAUGGCAUCGAGCAGCAAGCGGCACGCCUCGCAAAGGAGCGCCAGGAGCAGGAAGCGCAGGCAUUGCUGCAGGCAUCUCAACACGAGGAGGAGUCGAGGAAGAGACAGGAGGACCUCGAUCGGCGCAAGGCAGAGCUCCAGCAGCUCGAGGCUGAGCAGGAAGAAGCUGCUAGACAGCGUUUGGAAGAGGAGAAACAGCGAGAGGAAGAGCUGAAGAUGGCACAACAGGCCUUGCAGACUGAGCGUGACGCCUUACAGCGACAACGCCAGGAGCAGCACGAAGCUGAGGAGAAAGCGGCGAGCGAUCGCCGCACGCGUGAGGAGGAACUCGCCGAUCAGCAGGCGAGCUCGGCUAUCCUGGGCUCUACUGAGUUUGCCAAUUUGACGAAUUGGUUCUUCCCUCACAGCGGUUCUGGCUUUCAGUUCUUCGUGCUCAUUAAGUGA
Messenger RNA from Symbiodinium sp. CCMP2592, 1806 nucleotides. Lineage: Eukaryota; Dinophyceae; Suessiales; Symbiodiniaceae. The record is from the annotation of a GenBank genome assembly.